Molecule: messenger RNA, 1881 nt
Organism: Python bivittatus (Burmese python)
Lineage: Eukaryota; Metazoa; Chordata; Lepidosauria; Squamata; Pythonidae
Product: phosphatidylinositol 3,4,5-trisphosphate 3-phosphatase TPTE2-like
Biological process (GO): transmembrane transport; monoatomic ion transport; dephosphorylation
Cellular component (GO): membrane; cytosol
Molecular function (GO): monoatomic ion channel activity; phosphatidylinositol-3,4,5-trisphosphate 3-phosphatase activity
Source: RefSeq, a predicted model, not a curated record
AUGACAACUGUAAACCGUGAAUCAGAAGGCUCUCAUCGAAAUCAAUCAACCAAGAAGCCUACUGAAGAGGAUUGUAAUGCAGACACGUGUACUAAAAAAGAGCUAACCAAGGAGUCUAUUGUUUCUCUUGAUGACGGUGUUGAUGAAGAGGAUUCUGAUUCAGACUCAUGGACGAGCAAGAUUAAAAAAACGGUAUCGCCAUGUGUGAUGUCUUUUGGAUUCAGAUUUUUUGGUUUAGUGCUUAUUUUUGUGGACAUUACACUUGUGAUUCUUUCUCUAUUGAUUGGUGACACAUAUGAGUCUGUUGAAUACACGAUUGGAAACAUCUCUUUGAGUAUAGCGCUAUUUUUCUUCAUAGAUGUAAUCCUGCAAGUGUUUAUUGAAGGCUUCAAAAAGUACUUCCACUCCAAAUUAAACAUUCUAGAUAGCAUCAUUGUUGUGGGUACAUUGUUGGUCGAUAUUGUAUAUAUUUCCUCUGACUUAGGUGGAAUAACCCUAAUUCCAAGGACAGUUAUCAUUUUUCGAAUGUUGAGGGUUAUAAUUCUGAUAAGAAUUUUUCGAUUGGCUUCUGAGACAGAACGACUUGAAAAAGUUGCCCGAAGGAUGGUCUCAGAAAAUAAAAGGCGUUACACAAAAGGUGGCUUUGAUUUGGAUCUCACUUACGUCACUGCUCGUGUUAUAGCAAUGUCGUUUCCAUCUUCUGGGCAGCAAGCUUUCUACAGGAAUCCUAUAUGGGAAGUUGCAAAGUUCUUGGAUACAAAACACGAAGACCACUACAAAGUCUACAAUCUUUGUAAUGAGCAGGGCUAUGACCCACAGUUUUUCCAUUAUAGAGUGGAGAGGAUGUUUAUUGAUGACCACAAUGUUCCCACUCUAGCGGAGAUGCUCAAAUUUACUGCUAAUGUGAGGCAAUGGAUGGAACAGGACAACCACAAUGUUGUAGCAAUACACUGUAAAGGUGGGAAAGGUAGGACUGGAACUAUGAUUUGCAUCUGGCUUAUUGACAGUGGCCAGUUUAAGAGCGCGAAGGAAAGUUUGGAGUACUUUGGUAAAAGAAGAACUGAUGAAAGUACUAGCACCAAGUUUCAGGGUGUUGAAACUCCAUCGCAGAGUAGGUAUGUUGAAUAUUAUACAACCCUGAAAUUAGAAUACAACCUGAUCCUCCCACCAGUGAAGCCUUUCAGAAUCAAAUGCAUAAAACUCUAUGCUAUCCAAGGAGUUGGUAAAGGCAAUGGGACUGAUUUCAGAAUAAAGAUAAUCAUGGAGAAGGAAGUAGCAUUUCAAUGCAUUUGUGCAACCCAAGUGAACUGCAAGUUGUUCCUUGAUCAUGAAAAUGACUUGGUAGUAAUUGGUUUGAAGAACUGUCCUGUCAUUAGAAAUGAUGUGAAAGUCAGAUUUGAAGCUAAUUCUGAUAUUCCAAAAGGCUAUGACGGCUGUGCUUUCUUUUUUUGGUUCCACACGGCUUUUAUACAGGACUAUCAACUUUACCUUCCAAGAAAUGAAAUCGAUAACCUAAACAAGCCAAAGAUGUGGAAGAUGUUCAGGGAAAAUUUUGCCGUGGAGUUGAAUUUCACUGAUCCGUGACUGAAGCAAGCAGACCGAUUUGAGGAUUGCAUAGUAAUUCAGUCAUCUAGUUUUGCACCUGCUGUGGAAUUGUAUUUUGAUGCUAUUCCUUCUCAGUAUGCAGAAAGAAUCACCUUGAAUGGAAAACUAAAAAGCGUCCUAGCGCUAUCAUGAUUACAAUAAUUAAUUUUGCCAUCUGGAUUGUGUGUGAGAAAAUUAGAAGGUCUUCAGUGAGUUUUACUACUUUCUUCUGUUCCUACCCCUCUUUGUAAACUCAACAGUAAGUUCAUAAGCUCUUCAUCAUCUUAAUCUGACCUU